AUGAUGACAUCAUCAACAAACUUUUCUUCGUGGCUACUGCUAGGCAAUGGCUCCUCAUCGGAAGGACAUGAAUCAGCAGCAGUCCUGGGAGCUGUCUUGAGCCUGAUGUGUGUUACCGGGGUGGCCGGCAACCUCUAUGCCCUGGCGGUCGUGCGGGCCUCUGCCUCGGCCUCCUCUCUGCAUAUCCACCUAAUUAACCUAGCUUUGGCUGACCUUUUGUAUCUCUUGACAGCCCCCUUCAUUGUUCACAAUGGGCUGGCGAAGGACUGGCCUUUUGGGGAGGCUGGCUGCCGGAUUCUGCUCAGCCUAGACCUCCUCACUAUGCAUGCCAGCAUCUUCUUGCUGACUCUGAUGAGUUGUGAGCGCUAUACUGCUGUGGUGCACCCGUUCCAGGCUGCCAGCCGUGCACGGCGAUGCAGCAGACCACUGGCCAUUGCUGUUUGGCUCCUGUCCUUUGCUCUGGCCCUCCCCAUGAUGGUCAUGAUCCACCAGGAGGAACGUACAAUGGGGAAUGGAGCUGGGGUGCGUCGCCUCUGCUCCCCCACCUGGAGUGAGGAGCAAUACAAAGUCUACCUGAGCAUCCUUUUUGGCACCAGCAUAGUGGCACCUGGGAUAGUAAUUGGGUCGCUCUACUGGCGCCUGGCAAGAAGCUACUGGCUGUCACAGACCCGUGGAGGCUUGGGACGCUCCCCUAAGAACCGCGUCUUCCUCCUCAUCCUUGUGAUUGUCUUGGCCUUUUGGGCCUGUUAUUUGCCCUUUUGGAUCUGGCAACUCCUUCCCCUUUAUUGCCCAUCGGCAGUCCACCUGCCCAUCCACACUGAGAUCUCUGUCAAUCAUCUGGUGACCUGCUUGACCUACGGCAACAGCUGCAUCAACCCUUUCCUCUACACUCUGCUCACACGCAACUACCGUGAAUACCUACGUAGACACCAACGAGGGGCUUCUUGGAGCUUUCUGCCAUGCCUCCAGAGCAGAAAUGGGUCUCAGAGGGAAGGGGCUACAGGCACCUGA
Molecule: messenger RNA, 1011 nt
Organism: Protobothrops mucrosquamatus (brown spotted pit viper)
Lineage: Eukaryota; Metazoa; Chordata; Lepidosauria; Squamata; Viperidae
Product: urotensin-2 receptor-like
Exons: 1
Coding region: 1-1011 (336 amino acids)
Biological process (GO): regulation of blood pressure; blood vessel diameter maintenance; neuropeptide signaling pathway
Cellular component (GO): membrane
Molecular function (GO): urotensin II receptor activity
Source: RefSeq, a predicted model, not a curated record